Molecule: messenger RNA, 870 nt
Organism: Cydia pomonella (codling moth)
Lineage: Eukaryota; Metazoa; Arthropoda; Insecta; Lepidoptera; Tortricidae
Exons: 1
Coding region: 1-870 (289 amino acids)
Source: RefSeq, a predicted model, not a curated record
AUGUCAGAUAACGAGUCUGAAGCAAGAAAAAAGAAUAACGAUGAACCGCGCAGCACGCGGGCGACAUUGCGCGUUUCCACUGACGCAUCCGAGAUUUGCCGGGUCAGCGUCAAAGUACCACCGUUUUGGCCGGAGGAGCCGGAAAUCUGGUUCGCCCAGAUAGAAGGACAAUUUCACGUUGGAAACAUUACACAGGACGUGACGAAAUUCAACUACGUCGUAAGUCAACUAGACCAACAAUAUUUAAAAGAAGUGAAAGACAUUGUCAUUUCCCCUCCCGCCACGGAAAAAUAUGAUAAAUUAAAAGCGGAAUUAAUCAAGCGACUCACGGCUUCAAAGGAAAAGAAGCAACUACAGAUGGUAAUGCACGAAGAGCUUGGGGACCGAAAACCAUCGCAGUUUUUACGACAGCUAAAAAGCCUGGGAGGCCCAACCAUGCCUGAAGAUUUUAUAAAAACCCUGUGGACAACGCGUCUUCCUAUGAAUAUCCAAACUUUUAUCGCAGGACAACCUGAUACCAGCUUGGAAGAUCUCGCAGAACGGGCAGAUAGGAUAAAAGACUUGGCAACCUCACCUCAAGUAGCCUCCACAUCUACGUCCGGGCCUGGAUCCCACAUGGAAUCAUUAGCCAACGAAGUAGCCGAACUCAAAAAACAAAUGCAAUCAAUGCACAUGAAGCUGGACCGCAACAACCGCUACCCACGCUGCUCGCAAUCUUAUCAGCCAUCUCGUAGCCAGUCAGGGCAACGAUCUAACUCAAGCUACCGCAAGUUCCCAGUUUGCUGGGUUCACGCUAAAUACGGGAAAAGGGCUACCAAAUGCAUUAAACCGUGUGAUUUCGGGUCGGAAAACUUAUCGGGCAAUCAGUAG